This is a messenger RNA of Dama dama (fallow deer), 1468 nucleotides long. RefSeq names its product dipeptidase 1 (gene DPEP1). Bases 118 to 1350 code for a protein of 410 amino acids. NCBI's taxonomy places the organism in Eukaryota, Metazoa, Chordata, Mammalia, Artiodactyla, Cervidae. Gene Ontology annotation, molecular function: metallodipeptidase activity. Gene Ontology annotation, biological process: proteolysis. The transcript has 10 exons. The record is from RefSeq and is a predicted model, not a curated record.
GAUAAACAGGAAGUUGGGCAGCAAUCACCUGGACCAAAGGCCUCCGUCUUCUGGCAGGACAGCUGGUCAGGAUAGACGCACAGCCGCGGCAGGCAGCAGGUGCCCAGGGACGGCGUCAUGUGGGCCAGCUGGUGGCUCUGGCCCCUGGUGGCUGUCUGCACUGCAGACCAGUUCCGGGACAACGCGGUGAGACUCAUGCAGAGCACGCCUGUCAUCGACGGGCACAAUGACCUGCCCUGGCAGCUGCUGAACAAGUUCAACAAUCAGCUUCAGGACCCGAGGGCCAACCUGACCAGCCUGAACGGCACGCACACCAACAUCCCCAAGCUGAAGGCUGGCUUUGUGGGGGCCCAGUUCUGGUCUGCGUACACGCCCUGCGACACCCAGAACAAGGAUUCGGUGAAGCGGACGCUGGAGCAGAUUGACGUCAUCCAGCGCAUGUGCCAGCUCUACCCGGAGACCUUCUUGUGUGUCACGGACAGCGCAGGCAUCCGGCAGGCCUUUCAGGAGGGGAAGGUGGCCAGUCUGGUUGGCGUGGAGGGCGGCCACUCCAUCGACAGCAGCCUGGGUGUCCUGCGGGCGCUCUACCACCUGGGCAUGCGCUACCUGACUCUCACCCACAGCUGCAACACGCCCUGGGCCGACAACUGGCUGGUGGACACAGGAGAGGACGAAGCCCAGAGUCAAGGCCUCUCAUCCUUUGGGCAGAGCGUCGUGAAGGAGAUGAACCGGCUGGGCGUCAUCAUCGACUUGGCCCACGUAUCCGUGGCCACCAUGGAGGCCGCUCUGCAGCUGUCCAAGGCCCCGGUCGUCUUCAGCCACUCCUCGGCCUACAGCGUGUGCCACCACCAUCGCAACGUGCCGGACCACGUGCUGCAGCUGGUGAAGCAGACGGGCAGCCUGGUGAUGGUGAACUUCUACAAUGACUACGUUUCCUGCAAAGCGGAGGCCAACUUGUCCCAAGUGGCAGACCACCUGGACUACAUCAAGAAGGUUGCAGGAGCUGGAGCCGUGGGCUUUGGUGGGGACUACGAUGGCGUGUCCAGGCUCCCCUCCGGGCUGGAGGAUGUGUCCAAGUAUCCAGACCUGGUCGCUGAGCUGCUCAGGAGACAGUGGACGGAGGCGGAGGUCAGGGGUGCCCUGGCUGAAAACCUGCUGAGGGUCUUCGAGGCUGUGGAGCAGGUUAGUGAUCACAAGCAGGCUCCUGGAGAGGAGCCCAUCCCACUGGGCCAGCUGGAGGCUUCCUGCAGGACCAAGUACGGCUACUCAGCGGCUCCCAUCCUCCACCUCCAGCCAGGGGCCCUGCUGGCCUCCCUUGUGACCCUCCUCCUCAGCCUGUAUCUUCUCUGACACUCUGGGGGCUGGAAUGGCUGUGAUUCCCUGCCCAAUCCUGGGCGGGCUGCAGGGCUCCUGGGCAGUAGAAUAAACAGGCACAGCUGGACCCUCAAUAAAGGCACCAAGCCUUCAA